GAGGAAACAGCGAUGAAGUCUUAAAGUUUAAGUUCACAAUCUCUGACAGUGAAAAAGCGCGCUUCCACCAAACUUCACUCCUUUCUUAAAUACUUCCAUUUCUCCCCAUAGAUUCCCAUCAUAUUUAUUCACUCCCCUUCUUUAUCAAGUUCUCACCUUUCUGGGUUCAGUGUUGGUGAGGUGUCAAAGUAAUCAAGUUCUCACCUUUCUUCUCUUUCUCGUUCUGGGUCAAGUUUUGGUGUGAGCUGUGAGGGUUUCAAGUUCUCACCUUUUUUUUUUCUCUUUCUCAUUUUGGGUUCAAGGGCUGGUUGUGGUGUGAGGGUUUCAAAUUUUCAGUCUUGAUACGUCUAUUGAGAGAUUUCAACACAAAUGAGGAAUCUUGGGUUAGUGGAAAUUAUUACUCUGCUUUGCUCUCUCUUUGUCUCUUUUCGAGUAGAGACUGUCUCAUGUCUAAACUCGGAAGGUUUGGCUUUGCUUUCACUUCUCAGUCACUUUGAAACAAUACCACCUGAAGUCAAUUCCACGUGGAGGAAGAACGCAUCAGAAACCACUCCCUGUAAUAACUGGUUUGGUGUCUUCUGUGAUGGUUCUGGUAAUGUCGAGACUCUUAAUUUGAGUGCGUCUGGGGUUUCAGGGCGAUUAGGUUCUGAAAUUGGGGAGCUUAAGAGCUUGUUCAUCCUGGAUCUUAGUGUCAAUAACUUAACUGGUUCGUUGCCUUCCAGUUUAGGAAACUGUACCUUACUUGACACUUUGAAGUUGUCUGAGAAUGGGUUUUCAGGGCAAUUAGGUUCUGAAUUUGGGGAGCUUAAGAGCUUGUUCAUUCUGGAUCUGAGUUUCAACAGUUUCUCUGGUUCGUUGCCUUCUAGUUUAGGAAACUGUACUUCACUUGACUAUUUGGAUUUGACUGAGAAUGGGUUUACCGGAGAGAUUCCAGACAGUUUUGGUAGCAUGAAGAAUUUAAGGCUUGUGUAUCUAACCUCAAACUUGUUCAGUGGUGGCUUGCCUCAGUCCUUGUUCCAGCUUCCCUUGUUAGAAGUGCUGAAUCUUGAACGCAACAAUCUUACCGGUCUGAUUCCUGCAAGUGUUGGUGGGUUGAAAGAGCUUGUAGAUCUGAGGCUGUCUCAUAAUGACUUGUCUGGUCCCAUCCCUGAGUCUAUUGGGAACUGCAGUAAGCUUGGAUAUCUGGCCUUGAACAAGAACAAGCUAAAUGGUUCGUUGCCUGAAAGUCUCAACCUGCUCGAGAAUCUCAGCGAAGUGUAUGUCAGUAACAACACCCUUGGAGGGAGGAUUCGUUUCGGUUCAAGAAACUGCAAGAAGCUGGUGUAUUUAGAGCUGUCCUACAAUCAUUUCGAAGGUGGUAUUCCUCCUGAAGUUGGCAAUUGCAGUAACCUUGACUCUUUAGUCAUUGUCAAAUGUAACUUGACAGGUAACAUUCCAUCAUCCUUGGGGAUGUUAAAGAAGGUUACGGAUAUUAACCUCGGCGAGAAUCUUCUCUCUGGGAACAUCCCUCAUGAGCUUGGGAACUGCAGCAGCUUAAAAACCUUGAAGCUUAACGGCAACCAGCUCCAAGGCGAGAUUCCCUCUGCAUUGGGUAAGCUAAAGAAGCUAGAAAGCCUGGAGGUUUUCGAGAAUAAGCUUUCUGGUGAAAUUCCUAUCAGCGUAUGGAAGAUUCAGAGUUUGACACAGAUUGUCGUUCACAACAACACACUCACCGGGGAACUACCAGUUGAAAUCACUGAGCUAAAGCAUCUUAAGAAGCUUUUGAUGUUUAACAACAGCUUUUAUGGAGAGAUACCGAUGAGUUUAGGUGUGAACAGAAGCUUAGAGGGGGUGGAUUUUACUGAUAACAGUUUAACAGGGGAGAUACCUCCCAAUCUCUGCCAUGGACAGAAGUUGAAGUUGCUUAACUUUGGUUCUAAUCAGCUUCAUGGUAGCAUACCACCGUCUGUUGGUCAGUGCAAGACCCUCGAGAGAAUGAGACUUGCAAGAAACAAACUUUCAGGUGUUCUUCCGGAGUUUCCUGAGGCACCUAGUCUUGACUUUGUGGAAAUCAAAGGCAACAACAUUGUAGGAUCCAUCCCUCGCAGCUUGGGAAGCUGUAAAAAUCUACAGACAAUCGACUUCUCUCAAAACAAACUCACCGGUCUGAUACCUCCAGAACUUGGAAAUCUGCUAAACCUCAGAUUGUUGAAUCUUUCACAUAAUAUCCUAGAAGGUCCUCUGCCAUCACAGCUAUCAAGCUGUGUGAAAAUGCUGAAGUUUGAUGUCGGUUCGAACUCAUUAAACGGUUCUGUUCCUUUGAGUUUUAGCAGCUGGAAAAGCUUGACUAAUUUGGUUCUCACCAAUAAUCGGUUUUCAGGAGCCAUUUCCCCGUUAUUUGCAGAGCUAGGCAGCCUUAUAAAUCUCCAGGUAGCUAGAAAUGCUUUUGGAGGUGAGAUUCCUCCCUCACUUCGCUUGUUAAAGCACCUGAACAGCUUAGACCUCAGUGGAAACGGAUUCACUGGUGAGAUUCCAUCCUUUCUUGGGGAUCUUGUUGAUCUCGUACGGCUCAACAUAUCCAACAAUAAGUUGACAGGGAAUUUAUCAGUUCUUCAAAGUCGUAGUUUCUUUCAGCUUGAUGUCUCGUAUAAUCAGCUCACUGGUCCUAUACCGGAGAUGCUGAUAAAUAGUUCAUCAGUAUAUACAGGAAACCCAAGCCUCUGCAUUCAACCUUCUCACUCAGUAAGUGCAGUGAUCCGUAAGGAGUUUAAAACUUGCAAAGGUGAAGCCAAACUUAGCACCUGGAAGAUUGCACUUAUAGCAGUUGGGUCCUUUCUAUCUGCUUUGGCUCUGGUUUUUGCUUUAGUUUUUGUUUUUAUCACCUGCAAAAGAGGAGUCAAGACAGAAGACACUCCUGUCAUCGACGAGGAAGAAGGUCUUUCCUUGCUGCUGAACAAAGUUCUCACAGCCACUGACAAUCUAGACGACAAGUACAUCAUUGGCAGAGGAGCUCAUGGAGUUGUUUACAAAGCCUCAUUAGGUCCAGGUGAAGAAUACGCCGUGAAGAAACUCAACUUCGCGGAACACGUACGUGCAAACCAGAAUAUGAAGAGGGAGAUCGAGACAAUAGGACAAGUUAGGCAUAGAAACCUCGUUAGGUUGGAAAGGUUUUGGAUUAGGAAAGAAAAUGGCUUGAUGCUGUACAAGUACAUGCCCAAUGGAAGCCUAUACGAUGUUCUGCACAGAGGUAAUCAAGGAGAAACUAGUCUUGACUGGUCUACACGGUUCAACAUAGCCCUUGGAAUCGCACACGGUCUAGAGUAUCUACACCAUGACUGUCAUCCAUCAAUCAUCCACCGUGACAUCAAGCCAGAGAACAUACUCAUGGACUCGGAGAUGGAGCCUCACAUUGGAGAUUUCGGAUUGGCUAGGAUUCUAGAUGACUCAACUAUUUCAACAGCAACCAUCACAGGCACCACUGGUUACAUUGCACCAGAAAAUGCGUACAGGACAGUGAGGUGCAAGGAAUCAGAUAUCUAUAGUUAUGGAGUUGUUUUGCUCGAGCUGAUAACGGGGAAGAGAGCAGUCGACAGAUCUUUCCCUGAGGAGACUGAUAUUGUGAGCUGGGUCAGAUCUGUGCUAAGCAGCCUCGAGGACGAUGAUGAUGAUACAGUUAGUCCAAUCGUUGAUCCAAGGCUUGUGGAUGAGCUUCUGGAUACAAAGCUUAGAGAACAAGCAAUUCUAGUUACAGACUUGGCACUUGUGUGUACAGAUAAAAGGCCAGAGAACAGACCGUCCAUGAGAGAUGUGGUGAAAGAGUUGGCUGAUGUGAAAAAUCUUGUAAGAAGUACUUCUGGUUCAGUUCAAUAGUUUCGGUAUUUUACAGGUUUAUCGUAGCAGUAAGAGUGGAAAGUAUCUUACUGUUCUCUCUGUAACCACUAAUACUGAUAUGUUAUUAAGUAGCAUUGAGUGACAUCAAAAGAUCUGAGAAACAUAUGUGAAGUGUUUUUAUUGUGUAAAUCAAAUUUGUGGGAGUAAAUUAGAGUACAACAACGAGAGAAGCUUAUACACACUUGUCUUAUUUCAAUAUGUUUUAGUAUGUGUUACCACUUAGCUCACCAGAGAAAGCACUAUCAUAGAAUGUGGAACCAGUUGGUGUACGCAAUGAUGUUCAGAUCCUCGAGUCACUCUGCAAACAUAUUGACAAGACAAGAACAAUAUUCACAAUGUGUGUUGGGCCUGAAAAAAAUUGAGAGGGCGAUCAGUUAGUAGAAGCUCAAAAACAAAUGGGCUGAUUUGGGCCUAAACUACAGCCCAUACAUUAUUUAGUUUAUUUUAAUAUCUAAGAAACAUCAUUUUCGAAAUCUUUCACUAAUCUCCGCCUUCAUGAGUAGAUGAUGUUGUUAGGGUUGGCAACUCCGCCUUCAUCAACACUAUCUCCGGUUAAGUUCUCUUCUAUACAACACGGUGAAUCAUUUAUCUCUUUCACUCGAACGGUUGAGUAAGCGUUUAUCUUGUAUACAAUUAUUUGUUAAUCUCUUUUUGUUCUCACUAUAAGCAACCUGUAUUUUAUGUCUUGAGAAUCUCACUUACGUUUAGCCUUUUGGUAGGCACGAAACAGGAGCAGUGAAUCAUAAGGAGGCCUAUCUUAAUUGGUGGAAUAUGAGAUUGUUUGAUUACGUUGGUGAUUAAGAACUUGUCCAUAUGUAAAAGAAGAUGGCACAUAUGAAAUAAGGUUAAGGAAACAUUGACUAUGGUAAUUAGAAACUAGUGUACUUGAAGAGGAAGAGAAAAGCCACUUAAAAGAAAAGAAUCUGAUUAGAAGAUAGGUAAUAUAUCAUCUACAAUUAAUAAUAGAUUGUUAAGUUUUAUUAAACUGAAUCACUUAAGUUUCG
This is a messenger RNA of Eruca vesicaria subsp. sativa (arugula), 4874 nucleotides long. The record is from the annotation of a GenBank genome assembly. Lineage: Eukaryota; Viridiplantae; Streptophyta; Magnoliopsida; Brassicales; Brassicaceae.